Eruca vesicaria subsp. sativa (arugula) is the source of this 1897-nucleotide messenger RNA. NCBI's taxonomy places the organism in Eukaryota, Viridiplantae, Streptophyta, Magnoliopsida, Brassicales, Brassicaceae. The record is from the annotation of a GenBank genome assembly.
CUUUUUCUCUGUUCUCUUCUUUAAAUUAAAAAAGAAAUAAAAGUCUCGAUUUUUCGUUGGAUUACGAUCAACCUCGAAGCAAACCGUGACUCUGUUUCUUCCUUUGAGACAACCUAAUUGAUCCGCCACGGCUUUACAAACUCUCUCGUGAUUGCAAAUUUCUCCUUCUCUCACAUGUGAAAUCAAUCGUCUUAAUUAGGUUUUGUUUGGGAGAAAGUGUUACUAAAAAUGGAGUGGAGGGGAAUCCUCUGCUCUCUCUUCUUUAUUAUCUCAAUGGGAGAAUCUUCAAGUAGAUUCCGGUUAAUGUGGCUUGAUAACCUCGUUGUUGAUGAUGCUGAGACUACUUUCACUUGGCCUAUCUUGAGUGCCAGUGUUUUUGUUCUUGUUGCCCUCCUUCUCCCUAUGUAUCUCAUCUUUGAGCAUCUUGCUUCUUAUAAUCAGCCUGAGGAACAGAAGUUUCUUAUUGGACUUAUUCUGAUGGUUCCUGUCUAUGCUCUGGAAUCGUUUUUGUCUUUGUUGAAUUCAGAAGCAGCUUUUAACUGCGAGGUGAUUCGGGAUUGUUAUGAGGCUUUUGCGCUCUAUUGCUUUGAGAGAUAUUUGAUUGCUUGUUUAGAUGGAGAAGAACGUACGAUUGAAUUUAUGGAACAGCAAACAGUUAUCACCCAGAGCACUCCUCUUCUUGAAGGCACAUGUACUUAUGGAGUUGUGGAACAUCCUUUUCCAAUGAACUGGUUCUUAAAAGAUUGGAAUCUUGGUCCUCAGUUUUAUCACGCUGUUAAAAUUGGCAUCGUUCAAUAUAUGAUAGUGAAAAUGAUCUGUGCUCUAUUAGCUAUGAUCCUUGAAGCCUUUGGAGUUUAUGGAGAAGGAAAGUUCCAAUGGAACUACGGAUAUCCAUAUCUAGCUGUAGUCCUGAAUUUCAGUCAAACAUGGGCAUUGUAUUGCCUUGUACAGUUCUACGGUGUCAUCAAAGAUAAGCUAGCACCCAUCAAACCAUUAGCCAAGUUUUUGACAUUCAAGUCUAUUGUGUUCCUCACCUGGUGGCAAGGUAUCAUUGUUGCAUUCCUCUUCUCUAUGGGACUGUUCAAAGGGUCGUUAGCUAAGGAGCUCAAAACUCGAAUACAGGACUACAUCAUCUGUAUAGAGAUGGGUGUUGCUGCUGUGGUUCAUCUCUAUGUCUUUCCAGCAGCGCCAUACAAGCGUGGAGAAAGAUGUGUCCGGAACGUAGCAGUGAUGUCAGAUUAUGCUUCUAUAGACACACCACCUGACCCAGAAGAGGUUAAAGACAGUGAAAGAACAACUAGGAUGCGGUAUGGUAGACAUGAUGAGACAGAGAAACGUUUGAGUUUCCCACAGAGUGUGCGUGAUGUGGUGAUGGGGAGUGGUGAAAUCAUUGCGGAUGACAUGAGGUUCACAGUCUCCCACGUGGUGGAGCCUGUUGAGAGAGGAAUAGCUAAAGUGAACAGAACGUUCCAUCAGAUAUCUGAAAACGUGAAAAGAUUUGAGCAGAAGAAGAAGAAAACCAAGGAUGAUUCACAUGUGAUUCCAAUGAGUACAUGGAAUAAAGAAUUCUCAGAGGUUCAUGAAAACCUUUAUGAAGGUGGGAGUGUGAGUGAUAGUGGUGUAGGAGGCAGGAAGAGACAUCACCAGUCUAGAGUCUCAGGGUUGUGGAGUAGAAUGCGAAGGUAACAGAGCUAAACAACACCUAACACAGAGAGAAGUUGUAGAUUUUUAUGAGAUGAUGUGGUUCACACACUGAGGUAACAACAGCUUUGCUUCUAACUUGUUUUCUCUACUCUUUAUACAAGAAGUUAGAUUUGUAUUUCUUAAUGACAAUAUCCUUACACAAAAAAACUAAAUAAAAGUGUCAUGAUUAUAUUUGUGCAAAAAAUUUAACCAA